Molecule: messenger RNA, 1743 nt
Organism: Anthostomella pinea
Lineage: Eukaryota; Fungi; Ascomycota; Sordariomycetes; Xylariales; Xylariaceae
Source: the annotation of a GenBank genome assembly
AUGUCGCACAACGGAUUUAUUUCGCCCAACGGGCUGAGCAUGCCUUCGGGCGGCCUGGCCUCCCGCCGCGGUGGUGGCCAGAACAUCAAACCGCUAUCUUUCGAUGCCCUCAAGUCUCCGACCGAUACCACUGAGAACGGAGUCCCCACCCCGCGAACGAGCCGUGGUCAUCUACUCGCAGGCCUUCGAACCGCUCCAAAAUCCGCUACAGCCACCUCUUUCGCUACUUCAGCCACUUCGAUUGUGCAGCCUCACAUGUCUGGCAGUAGGACCGGCAGCAUUGCCGGCAACGCGUACGGUGCCCCAGAACACGCCUAUCACAGUGGUCCCAAAACCUCACUGCCUCGCAUGCCGACUCAGCAGCAGCAGCAACAGCAGCAUCAAGGUUACAGCCAGAUGAAUCAUUCCAUGAUGGGAAUGGGUCACCAGCACUACACCCCUGAGCAGAUUCUGGCGCCUCCCGAGCUUCAUCUGGAUGAACAGGUUCAAGAACAGCUGGAUCCGUCGCUGUACGCCCAGCUGGUGACGACCAAUCUUUAUCUAGCCCAGCAACAGCAGCGGCUUCAACAACAGUUACUCAGCAUACAAGCAGCAGCUCAACAGUUCCAGGGCAUGAACAUGAACGGACAGCAGUCACUCCAACAGCAGGCUUUGCAGCAACAGAUGGCUCAUCAGCAGAUGGCUCUCCAGAAUCUGUAUCAACAGCAGCAGCAUCAGUUGAAGAACCUGCAGCAGUCGAUGAACUCGUCCAUGCCAGCGCAGCAGAACAUGUAUGCCGUGUACGAUCCAGCAACGCAACAAACCUACUUCGUUGACCAGAACACCGCGCAGCAGAUGAACAGCAAUAUCUCCAUGGACCAGACACCCAGUACCCCGCAAGGAUUCUACCAGCAGCAAAACAACAGCAGCACUCCACGUGUUCAGGUGUCCCCUCCUCCCACGGAGAAUAACACCCCGCCUGUCUAUCGUACUACUUCGCCCCCGAAGAAGGUGGAGAUUAUGGAUGAGCCGACACCUCUCCCACCUCCGUCUGCCAACGCCUUCCGUCGGGGUCAUAAGAAGUCUUCCUCGUUGGCAAAUAACAAGGGGCUCGCUCUCUCCACUGAUGAGAACCUGAGGUCCGCUGGGCUCAAGACUGCCUCGUUCCCGCUAACGCCCAUGUCUAAUGGUGGCUAUGGACCGGGUCAAGCACGCGCUGGUGAGCAUCCGAUUCGCCAGCCGCGUGGCCCGCCCGCGCUCGACGAGUUGCGAUCCAAGCCUACCUCCAGAUACGAGGGCAGCAAGAACUUCUCUGCACGGACACGCCGGUCUGCCGUCCACAACUUGGUGAAAGCAGGCAUGGUACGACGCAAAGGUACAACCAGCAGCUGCGGCAGCAUGAGCCCAGUCUCGGAGACCGCUGAGGAGGUCUGUACUCCACUGACCGACAACGAGUCUGACUCUGGGCGUAGUGGCUCGGGCAGUCUCUCGGGCGAUGCGGAGCCGAGCCUGGCUAGUUCUCGGACUUCGACUAGUGGUAGCUGGGGAGCUAUUGGCUCAGAUCGACCCAGCUCGCGUCAGAAGUCCCGCAGGAGUGUUGACAGCCAGUCAAGUACGUGCGAAGAUGGUAGCUUUGCCAGUGUCUUCAAGCAUGGCUCUCAACGACCGAGCAAGACGCAGAGUUCUGACGGACAACGAAAGGCACCGAUGCUUGUGCUCACCACCAGCGCUGAGAAGCGCAAGGGUAGCAUGCCGGUAGCUUAA